UUGUUUUAUUUUGUUUGUGAUUUCAAAAACUAAAUUCAGUUCAUUUUAGUUUUUAAGGAGUUUGUUGUUUGGAUAAGACUUUGUACUCCUUGUACUGUUAUUAAUUGUCCUUGCAAGUCUUUCUUUACAAUAUAUUUCCCUAGCCCUUUUAAGUCAUUUAUAAAAGCCUUUUUCUUUGCCAACUCUUUAUUUAUUCCAAGAAUUCUAGUUGAACUUUUGUACAAGCUGUUUGGAGCAUUUCCUCAUAGGUGUUUUGGAGUUAUUUCCUUCUUAAGAGUUUGUGCUUGUGUCCCUUGUUAAUAAUACUUCUCUCUCUUUCUCUCUCUGUCUCUCUGUCUCUCUCUCUCUCUUUCUCUCUCUCUCUCUCUGUCUCUCUCUGUCUUUCUCUGUCUCUCUCUCUGUCUCUCUCUCUCUCUCUUUCUCUCUCUCUCUGUCUUGGUCUCUUUGUCUCUCUUUCUCUCUACCUCUGUCUCUGCCUCUUCAUCUCGUUCUCUCUUUGUUUAAAUCCUGACCUUCCCUCUCAGAAAAAAUACUAAGUACUGGUUCCAAGGCAGAAUAAUGGUAAGGGCUACUUAAAGGUUAAUGGAUAGGGAACUGAACCGGGAGUUAGGAAGACUAGAAUUUAAAGCUGUACUCUGACACCGUUGUGUGACCCUAGACAAAUCAUUUAACCUCUGCUUGCCUCAGUUUUCUCAGGAAAAUGGGGAUAAUACUAACGCCUAACCCAGGAUCAAUGUGAGGAUCAAAGAGAUAAUAUUGAAAAAGUGAUUAGAACAGUAUCUGGUACAUAAUAGGUAUUUAAUAAAUGUUUUCUUCCAAGUAUUUUAAGUGAAUACCAUGCAGAAAACUGAUAGGAAGACAUGGACAAACGCCACUAAAAAAAGAAAGGGCUUGCAGUUUUUUUCCAAUGAAAAAUGUAUCUAAGUAGAUGAAGUCAUUGUGGAUUAGUUAUUUAUUAAUAUAUGACAAAUAUUUGUCAUGUACUUAACUGUGCACCUAGAAUUGUGCUGGAGUUAUGAGGAUAGGCAGUAAGACUGAGAGGUCCAUUUCUCUUCCAAGUUUAAUUUGAUUAUGUUUUACCUUAAUGAGGAGUGGACCUUUUUAUGUCUAAGUUUAAUGACUAUAGAAAAUUUGCCAGGGUACCUUUUAGGGGUGGUAGGUGGCAUGGUGGAUAGACUGCCAGAUCUGGAGUCAGGAAGACCUGAAUUUAAAUCUGACCUCAGACACUGGCUUUAUGACCCUGAGAAAGUCAUUUAACCCUGUUUACCUCAGUUUCCUCAUCUGUAAAAUGCACUGAAGAAAGAAAUGGCAAACCAGUGCAGUAUCUUUGCCCAAAAAAACCCCAGAUGGAGUCACAAAGAGUCAGACAAGACUGAAACAACGCUUAAAGCUCUCAUGAGUAUUGAUUACUUUUUAUGACAGAAUCUGCCUCAAAAUCAUUAGAUUGCUGUCAAGCUUUAUCAUCUAUGUUGAUGCUCAAAACAAAACAGAAAAACAUCAAUUUACCGAUAUUCCAAAGGGCACAGCUAAUACAGAGCAUUUGCAAGAUUGAUUCUGAAUCUAAAUUGGCUCUUUGCCUUCUCACUACAGAAUAAAACAUGGUGCAUUACUUUCAACUGGCUCUCUCAAGACUUCAAAGCUGUGACCUGUUCCCUGAGACUGACAAGGUGCCCUGUAAAAAAUGCAUUGUUGUUGGUAAUGGAGCAGUUCUGAAGAAUAAGACACUGGGAGAAAAAAUAGACUCCUAUGAUGUGAUAAUAAGAAUAAAUGAUGGACCUGUCAGAGGCUAUGAAGAGGAUGUUGGAACAAAAACAACUUUCCGGAUAUUUUACCCAGAAUCUGUUUUUACAAACCCAGAGGACCACGACCCUGACUCUGUUGUCAUCCUUACAGUCUUCAAAUCCUAUGACUUGAUGUGGUUGGGGGACUUGCUGGAUGGUAACACACCGGAUAUUAGUCAUUUCUGGAAGAAACCAGCCUUAAACCUGAUCUACAAAACUGAAAAAAUCAGAAUCCUAGAUCCUAUUAUUACAAGAAUAGCUGCUUAUGACCUGCUUCACUUUCCUACAUCUUUUCCCAAAAAGGAGAAACCCAAGCACCCAACAACGGGCAUCAUCGCCAUCACACUGGCAUUUUACAUAUGCCAUGAAGUUCACUUGGCAGGCUUCAAAUACAAUUUUACUGAUAAAAGUGGCCCUUUGCAUUAUUAUGGGAACACAACCAUGUUUAUGAUGAGCACGAAUGAAUACCACAAUAUAACUGCAGAACAAAUUUUCUUAAAGAACAUCAUAGAAAAAAAUUUCGUUACUGACUUGACACAAGACUAACCCUAAAGACUCUCAAGAUAUUGAUAGUUUAUCAGUUUUAUUUUUUUAUAAAAUUUGAGUUUAUUUUUUAAAAUAUUGAGCUACUUCUGUAAAAUAUCUUUCAAUUUUUGUAUAACUGUUAGAAAUGUUUAAGAACUAAGUCUGUUAUUUUCUGUCUAUAUUUAGCAAAAGUUGCUUUCCAUGAAUAUAUUUAAUUAUGAAAACAAUGUACAAUUAAGAUACUGGAGUAAAUAUUAGAGUAUUUUGAAAACUCAGGUUUUAAAUUAAAGAAUCUUAACCUUA
Messenger RNA from Monodelphis domestica (gray short-tailed opossum), 2609 nucleotides. Lineage: Eukaryota; Metazoa; Chordata; Mammalia; Didelphimorphia; Didelphidae. The record is from RefSeq and is a predicted model, not a curated record.